Messenger RNA from Ostrea edulis (European flat oyster), 4692 nucleotides. RefSeq names its product leucine-rich repeat flightless-interacting protein 2-like. NCBI's taxonomy places the organism in Eukaryota, Metazoa, Mollusca, Bivalvia, Ostreida, Ostreidae. The record is from RefSeq and is a predicted model, not a curated record. The coding region runs from base 869 to 2053 and encodes 394 amino acids. The transcript has 12 exons. Gene Ontology annotation, biological process: regulation of DNA-templated transcription.
AAUUUUGUGGGAGGAAACCGGAGUACCCGGAGGAGCUUAUAUCUUAUCUUAAGAAAUCUGUUUUAAAACACAUAUUUACUUCAACCAAGAAUAUUUUUUAAUUUAUUUUUUCUGAGCACAUUCUAUACAAUAUUAUGAUACCGUAACUAUAAAUAUAAUAAGUCAACCAAGAAUAUUAUAAGACAUUGCUUGUCAGUGGCGGAUCCAGGAUUUCAGAAAAUAGGGAGGGGCAUUUUGGGUGCCAAAUCAUAUAUAUGCCAGCAAUGCCUUGAUAAAUUGUGACAAAAAGGGAUGGGGUGGUCCCCCGUGCCUCUAUAAAUACGCCACUGCCCACGAUUCAGGUAUUGUGGUCUUUUUAAAAGCACAGUGCAAUUGGUUUUUUGUGGGUUUUUUUUUUAUCUGUAAGAUAGUCCAUCAAACGAACGAUAACUCGUACAAUAACAACUCAAAUUACGACAUUACGACAAUGUCAUUAUUUUUUCCCUCCAGAAAUAUGCACAUGAAUUAAAUUGAUUCAGAUUGUAAUAAAACGAAUGGAUUUUUUUUAAAUAGUCUGAUUUUCAGUAGUUUAAAACUGCUAUGGAGGUAUAUGAAUUUUUUUUUUAAUAUGCGUACCAAAAACAAGCCACAUUUCCGGUAGACAGACCCGAAAAAAGAAAGAUGGCUGAGAAGAAUUGCGGAAGAGAGAACUCGAAAAUGAAAGUCACAUGAACGACUUUAUGUAUCAUUCUUGUGUUACAAUCUACCGGAAAUAUGUUUCUGAUUAUAAAUUAAGGUUUAGUAAAAAUAUAAAUUUAAUAUUCACAUAGUUUCCUACAAAUAUUUAACAACGCCUGUCGGUUGUAAGAAAAAAAAACCCAACAAAAACAUGAGUUCUACGUCUGGACGCCAUCGGUCGUCCACGCGACAGUAUUCAGCAGAAGAGCAAGCUUUAAACCAGAUCUCAAAAGAGGCUGAAUCCAGAUUAGCUGCCAAAAGAGCUGCUCGGGCCGAAGCGCGAGAAAUCCGAAUCCGGGAAAUCGAAAAACAGCAGAGACAGGAAGAAGAAAAACAAAAAUCUCACGAUGUUUCCAAUGAAAGUCAGUCGAGCAGGCUACGAUCUGACUACAAUGAUUCUCGGAGAGGAAGUGACGACUCCAACUCAGCUACGGAAGACCUCGACACGUCGCGAGAUCAUCAGAGAGAAAUGCGGGCAAAGUUACGAGAGUUGGAUGAGAAGUACAAGAGAGCCAUGAUGAUGAACGCCCAGCUAGACAACGAGAAACACAGCCUGGUGUAUAAAGUGGAGCUGAUGAAGGAUCAGAUGGAAGAGAUGGAGGAGUCCUUUACACAACUACAGCGGGAAUAUAAAGACAAGUGUCGGGAUUUAGAAAUGCAGAAAAGGACUGUUAAGGACAUGGAGUUUGAUUACAAUAUAGCAAAGGAACAAUUAGCAAUAAAAGAAAAGUUAAUCCAGGAAAGUGGUCUUGUAAUAGUUUCGUCUGAGGAGGGAGUUCUCUCCCUUGAAAAAUGUCUUCCAAACGGACAGAUACCACCAGGUGGCAGUCUCCUGAUAUCUGCCGAUGCGGCAGAAUUACUGGAAAAAUCGGGUGUAGGCUCACUAGAUGAUAGACUACGAUCAUUUUUAGAUGAAAAGACUAAUUUAUUGAAAGAAAUAAAAGGUUUGAAAGAUGAAUUAGAAGAAGAAAAGUCCAAAAGAGAGCAGAAAACCUCAUCAGUUCCUCAGAUCAAUGGUCCGGAGAUGCAGCUGUAUGAGGUCCAGAGAGAGGCCAGUAAACAGAUUCACGAAUACAAAUUAAAGUUACAAAAAGCAGAACAAGACAUCACUAACUUAGAUGGAACGGUGAGUCGAUUAGAGACGCAGGUAAAACGCUAUAAACAAGAAUCAGAAGAUUCAGAAAAGCUGGAGGACGAGUUAAAGACAGAGAAGAGGAAGUUACAAAGAGAGCUGCGUGAAGCCCAAACAAGAGUUGAGGAAUUGUCAAACCAAAAUAAACAUUUACAAAAUAGGAUAGAAAAAAUGAAACAAGCCCGCGCUCUAGCAAGCCAGUAGCCAUAGAAACCGUGAAAAGUGAUGGCUGUUUUUAAAUUUACAGUAUAUCUCAGUGUGGCUCGUCUCAAUCUAUACAGGCCCCGCACAAAGAAAUACUAGCUAGCCAGAGUUGCCUCUGCCAGAAUUGUGAUCUUUUUCACAUAAUUGCCCUGUGAUCGGAUUGAAAAAAAAAAAAGAGUCUCAAAGGCCCGGAUUGUUUAAAAAAAAACGAGUCUCAAAGGCCCGGAUUGUUUAAGUUGUUGUUUCCAGAGUCCACUCAUUAUGAGGCGAUAUAUUUUCAUCCACACUUACAUGUAGUCGUUUAUUUUAUCACAUGGUUCAUACCGAGACUAUUUCUGUAUCGAUUCACUUUCAAAGUGAAUUAUUGUUACCACGGUUACAUUUAUUGUACUUUUCCUAAAGGUGAUAUAAAGCAUAUUUAGCACUACCCUGUUGUUCUUCAUUCGGUGUAUGCUUAUAUUUUCAUCUUCUUUUUUUAAUUUUAGUGGGUUCUGCAAAACUUUAUUGGGGUUAUUAAAAAAAUACUAUUAUUUUCACUAGUGUAAAUUUUUCAGUUGUGUGAAUUUUUCAUUGGUGUAAAUUACAGUUUUGUAAAUUCCAUUGGCAUAAAUUUCACUUUUGUCCAUUUUAAUGGAUCAAUUUUUCACUGGUGUAAAUUUCACUAGUGUAAAUUUACUGUGUAAAUUUUUCACUGGUGUAAAUUUAACCAUGUAAUUUUUUUACUGGUGCAAAUUUAACUGUGUAAAUUUUACUGGCUGAAAUUUUACUGAUUCAAAUUUUGAAUUUCACUAGUGUAAAUUUACACUGGCUUAAAUUUCACCGGGGGGGGGGGGGGGGGGUUGCCUGUAACUUUAUGUUCACAUAUUCCCCCCCCCCCCCCUCUAAACUGGUGUAAAUUAUGGAAAUAUGAAAUAGUACCAUUUUGAAAAUGCUUGCACAGUUUGUUAUAAAUGUGAAAAAGAGAAAAUUAUUGAAGCAGAAUUUGUACAUGAUAGGAAUUGAUGUGGAUUUUCAGACCAAGUUUGACCUUUGAACUCUGAGUAUAUGAACUGUGUAAUUUGUAUGUGGAAUAAAGUGAUGCUGCUUAUUUAUGGAAUUCAUAAUGCAGAGCUUAUCCUAUUUUAUUCAAUGCAAUAAUAACUCGGCCCUUCCUCUUGUGCAACAGUUUAUUUCCCGGAAUUGGACAUAGCGACACUUGCUACAAACAAAUGUUUUAAAAAAUGACAGCUAAAUUUUUGUUUAUGGUAAACUGAAUGCAAUUUAUUCCUAUGGUGUCUCAAUGAAAUCCAAGACUGUGGGUGGGUGGGUGGGGGGGGGGGGGGGGUGUAUAGAAUUAUAUAGGCAUGGGUAAUAUAUCUCUGUUUUGAACAUCAUGGACAAUUUCUUAUUUUUGAGGAAUUCUGUAUUUGUACUUAUAACAAUCAAACUAAGGUAAACAGAAUAUAGAUAUCGCCCCUAUACUUGGCAUUCAGUGUCUGUAGAGGGGAAAGAAAUUCACUCGUCCGUCUGUGAGAAAGAAAAUGUGAACACUGCCUGUAACUGUUGCGUGGUUUGGUGUCCUUGUGACUGGGCUUUUCAGGCUGCCAUAUUUAGAACUUGACUUUUAGAGAUGAUACACAUCAUUUUUUUUUUUUACCUCUUUUUGAAGAAUUGCAAUUUUUACAGUAUUUGACAAAAUUGGGGCUGUUUCAAAAGUUUCCUUACUGUAGAGUAUUUACAGAUAUUUAUUUAGCGUGAUGCACCUAGAGCAAUUUAUCAGUCAAUGUGUGAAAAAGAGUUCAAGCGAUUUUUGACUCUACAGAAAAAAGCCCUGAAAACAAAUACCUAGUGAACACUAAGACUAAACAAAUACCUAGUGAACACUAAGACUAAACAAAUACUAAGACUUUGACCAACUUGACUUCAUUCAGUUGAAAUGUCAUUAUUUUUACAUGUGCAAAUGUAUUCAUAUUUUGUACAGAAUAUUUGAAAACGGAGAAGUUCUGAUUUGUUGGUAGCAAGUGUCCGUUAUCUUGAGAGGGAAAGUGUCGUCUAAUAUUUAGUGUUGCAGUUCUUCCAACAUGUCUUUUGAUAUUAAGUGGUGCAGUUCUUCCAACAAGUCCUUUCCUGUAGUACAAAUGUGACAUAUUGGGGGACACAUGUGUCUCGCCCAUUUCAUUUUUAUUAAUUUUAUUUUAACUUUCAAGUUAAUUCAAGAGUUUCGUUAUGUAUUUAUUUUAUAUGCUGGAACAGUUGACAAAUGAGACUUGAAUUGCGGGACUUGGAUGAUAACUGAAAUGGGAAAAAUUAUUACAAAUUUGAUAAUAUGGUAAAUGCAUCUCCCUCUUAAUGUUUUUCUGCUGUGUGUGUGUGUAUAGAGUGCAUGGGAUUAUCAGUAUGCAUGCUAGAAAAGAUUGUAAAAGCAAAGAGGGAAAUUUUAAUAUGGUUCUUGUUAGAUGAUUCUACAAUGUAUUUUAUGGGAGUAAAAAUGUCACUUAUAAAUACUAAGACUUUAUUAACCUUCAAAUUUCAUUAUUCAUUUUACAGAAUACAAAACUGUAUUCAGUACAUGAUUAUAUGUGGACAUUUUAUUCAGCUUUUGAAACAUCCAAAACAAUGUACAACAGAGUUUGUUGCCAAUAAAGUCACUGCUUUUUGAA